AUGAAAAGACUUUCCACACAAAGUUGGGUUAACCUCAAGUCAUACAGUGCUACAGCUGAUACUCCAAUUCUGCCAUGAAAAAUGUUGUCAAUCUGCUCAACCCCUCAUCUUAUUCUGGUUCCGCCCUGGAAGAACCAUAACAACACCAACCUUGUUUUUCAUCACUCUAAAUCACAAUCACCCCUUUUCAAAUUUUUUCCUCAUUCUCUUCGUACCAUCAAUUCUCUUUCCAGGGACGAAAACCAGCUGGGAUAUGAUCCUUCAGAUGAACUAUAUGGAAUUGAUGUGAAUAUACCACCAAGGGAUAUUAAAUCAGAUGCAAUCGAACCUAGAUCAUGGUUUGGGCCCAAUGGACAGUAUAUUAAAGAGCUUCCCUGCCCAAGUUGCCGGGGAAGAGGAUAUACUCCUUGUGCAGAGUGCGGAAUUGAGCGGUCUAGACAAGAUUGUUCGCUUUGCAGUGGGAAGGGAAUUAUGACUUGUCAGCAAUGCUUGGGGGAGCGUGUCAUCUGGGAAGAGUCAAUUGAUGAAAUCCCGUGGGAAAAAGCACGUUCCAUUUCUCCGCUGAAAGUCAAAGAAGAUGAUGAAGUUGAUAAUUUGGAGCUAAAACUAAACUCAAGGAAGAAAUCAAAGCGAGUUUACCGAUCUACUCCUCCAGAAGUUGGGCUGAAAAUCAGUCGCUCCUUGAAAAGUCUCAAUGCAAAAACAGGACUGUUCAGCAAGAGUAUGAAGAUCAUCCAUCGUGAUCCUGCUCUUCAUGCACAAAGAGUAGCUGCAAUAAAGAAAGCUAAAAGGACACCUGCUGCAAGGAAGCAUACUUCCGAAACUCUGAAAAACUUCUUCAGUGAUCCUGAGAAUCGCCGGAAGAGAAGCAUUUCUAUGAAAGGGAUUAAAUUCUUCUGCAAGAACUGUGGACAAGAAGGGCACAGGAGUUAUUACUGUCCUAAACGUGGAGUAAACACUGAAAGGAGAUUCAAAUGUGGGUUGUGCGGUGAGAAGGGCCAUAAUAGAAGAACUUGUCAAAAACCAAGAACAAGUAAACCAAAACAAAGAAUUCUAAAGGAAUAUCAUUGCCGUUCAUGUGGGAAAGUCGGUCAUAAUCGCAGGACUUGCUCUAUGAAGACCAAACUACAGUCAGACAGUGCCAUUCAUGAAAAUAAAAGCUCUGUCGAGGAUUCAAAGGGACGUGUUCGAAAGCAUCAUCAUCAAUGCAGUGUUUGCGGAAAAGUUGGUCACAAUAGCAGGACAUGCUUUCUGAAGACUGAACUAGAGUCAGACAGUGCCACUCCUAAAACUGAAGGUUCUUUUAUGAAUUCAAAGGUACAUUUUCGAAAGCAUGUUCAUCGAUGUAGUGUAUGCGGAAAGAGUGGUCACAAUAGCAAGACAUGUUCUCUGAAGACUAAGCUACAGUCAGAUGGCGCUGCAUUUGAUAAUAAUGGCUCUUUCAAAAAAAUUCAGGGAAACGCCCAAAAGCAUAAUCAUCAAUGCAGUGUAUGCAGAAAGCACGGUCACAAUAGCAGGACAUGCUCUCUGAAGACUAAGCUACAGUCAGAUAGUGCCAAACUUGAAAAUAAUGGCUCUUCAAAAAAGCUAAAGGGAAAUCUUCAAAAUCAUCAUCAUCAUAAUCAUCGAUGCAGUGUAUGUGGAAAAAGUGGUCACAAUAUGAGGACUUGUUCUGACUCGAUUGACAAAUUCGACGUGACUUUUGGAGUUAGCCAACGAGCAAGACGACUAUAUCACUGCAAGAUUUGCGGGGUACUCGGCCAUAAUCGGAGGACCUGUGCCGAAAAGGGAUUUGCAAACAAUGUAUAUAUCGAAGUUGAUUCUACAUUCUGAAAUUUGUAGUUCUCUCCUGAGCACCCUUUUUUUUUUUUUUUUUUUUUUUUUUUUUGAGUUUUGUUUACCAUUUGUUAUACUACUAUUUAUAUUUCUUAUGGUUUCUGAAUUAAUCAUGGCUUAGUCAUUAACUCGUUGAACAUCUGGAAAUGCAAUGAGCUCUGCCAUAUGUAUUAUAUAUUCUGUUUUUGUGGUAUUAUGUUAAAGACUCGGUAAGGGAGAUUAGGAUGAAAGCUUGUACUAGUAUUUUUUAUUCACAUUCAAGGCAAUGGUUACAAUUGUAAAAUAAAUAUAGCUUGCUUGAGGCUACAA
Molecule: messenger RNA, 2145 nt
Organism: Chenopodium quinoa (quinoa)
Lineage: Eukaryota; Viridiplantae; Streptophyta; Magnoliopsida; Caryophyllales; Amaranthaceae
Exons: 8
Coding region: 82-1833 (583 amino acids)
Biological process (GO): positive regulation of cytoplasmic translation
Cellular component (GO): cytoplasm
Molecular function (GO): single-stranded RNA binding; translation regulator activity; mRNA binding
Source: RefSeq, a predicted model, not a curated record